UACGAAGGAGAAGGGUCUCCGCUGCUCCGCCCAUCGCUCGCUCUUCGCCGUCGCCGGAGCUAUUCGCGCCGCCUUCUUCCGGACGCCCAUAAGAGCUAUCCAUUGAAGAACAGAGAGGGAGAGAGAAAGAGAGAGAUUAGCUGUUGCCAAAUCGGCUGCUCUCAAUUGCCAAAUACUAGAGUGUGCUCAAGAGUACAUGGAGGUAGAAGGGACUGUGCAGGGAUAUAUUGAGGAAUCUGAGGUUGAGAAAGGGCCAUCAAAGAAGUGCAGCAUGGAUGCUCAUUCACCUUCUGCGAAUGGCUGCUUCGAUUGCAACAUUUGUCUGGACUCUGCAGCUGAACCAGUUGUCACCCUUUGUGGCCACCUCUACUGCUGGCCCUGCAUCUACAAGUGGCUGCUGGUCCAGAUUACUUCCCUUCAGCAGUGCCCUGUCUGCAAGGCCCCGCUUUCGGAGGAUACCCUUGUCCCACUCUAUGGCCGGGGUCUCAGUACCAAAGAAGGAUCUCAGCAGAGCCUCAACAUCCCCCAUCGGCGCUCCAUUUACCGGGGUCAUGCUCUGACUGCUUCAGUAAUUGAUCCCCAGUCCCCUCGUGAUCAUGAGGAGGAAUAUUUUGAUAUCCAUCCACUGAUGCCCCAGCCACAACUUCCGCAUCACCAUCGCCACCAACGAUACCAUCCUUACUAUAGUGGUCUUGGUAACAGUUUCAUGUCAGCACCUUCAUCGCUGCUGGCAGCACCAGUCUUCCAUUCGACUGCAGGUGGUGUGCUCUUGGAGUUAGCUGCUGCUGUCUUUCCAUGGAUGUUUAGGAAUCAUGAGGCUGGACUGUAUCACGGGAGCUGCCCGUAUGAUUUAACAGCAAGCACGAACAGUCCUAGGCUGAGGAGGCAGCAGAUGCAGGUGGAGAGCUCGCUGCACGAGUUAUGGCUCUUCCUGUUCUGCUGUGCAGCUCUAUUCCUGUUCUUGUUAUGAAGGACUACAAGCCCCCAUACUUCAUCUAUGGGGAUAAAGACUGGCAUCUAAAAGUUGGGCCAAAGCAUUUCUGGAGAAGGUAAUAAUUAGUUGUUGCAAGAGGAGGCACAUUGGUAGUGAGACGUUGGAGCCGGAGUCAACUUCAUGUCCCCUUGACAAAUCACAGUUUGUAUUGCCAGAAUAUGUAAAUAUACAACCCAAUCCUUGUUACCUGUAUCGUUGUGAAAUAUCGAUGUAAAGGUUUCGCUCACUCGCAGUCCGCAGUUUGUAUUCUAAGCCAGAAUAUGUAAAUAUACAAUCCAGUCCUUGUUACUAAAGGUUUUGCUCACUCCUAAGUCUCUGGGAACUUUGUUGUCAACAUUGCAUUUACUGUUGGAAAUUGGUUUAGGAUUUGAUGAGGAA
Messenger RNA from Phoenix dactylifera (date palm), 1372 nucleotides. RefSeq names its product E3 ubiquitin-protein ligase RMA1H1-like. Gene Ontology annotation, cellular component: endoplasmic reticulum. NCBI's taxonomy places the organism in Eukaryota, Viridiplantae, Streptophyta, Magnoliopsida, Arecales, Arecaceae. Gene Ontology annotation, molecular function: metal ion binding; ubiquitin protein ligase activity. The record is from RefSeq and is a predicted model, not a curated record. Gene Ontology annotation, biological process: ubiquitin-dependent protein catabolic process.